CUUGAGGAGUGGAGUGAUUGGUUCAUGUGGAAGCAAGACGUCACGACCGCACUCAUGUCCCAAGGCUUGGAACUCCUCUUGAAAAGAGACACAAAGCCGCCUAGAAAGGACAGUGACUGGCAAAGCGCCUUCGACGCAAGACUCGAAGCUUGGGAAGACUGCCAAAGACAAGCCGUCGCCAUCGUCCGCAGCAGCCUUGGUAAUCUACACCUUCAUCGUGUGAAAGGCAUGACGACCGUAUUGGAAAUAGUGGACGCGCUCGACAUGUGGUUUCAAGGCUAUAAAACCAUAGCCUUCCGUGUUCUUUCCCACGAAUAUGAAAGCUUGACACUCGAGGGCUGUACCAACGUAGCGGAAUACGUUGAAAAACUCCUAACAGUACGAGCAAAAAUUGAGCAACUAGACGAAAGUUGCAGGAUUGGCGAAGCACACUUUAUAAACAGGUUCCUCACAGGCCUUGGCGGAAAUUACGAAACCUUCCUCGUCAUUUUUAAUGUGAACCACAGCUUGAUUCCCAAAUACAAGGAUGGCAAGAUUAUCAAACGCGGCGUCACCUUCGGUGAGGUAGUCGAAGCCGCUCGGCUACAUGAA
Molecule: messenger RNA, 591 nt
Organism: Trichoderma harzianum CBS 226.95
Lineage: Eukaryota; Fungi; Ascomycota; Sordariomycetes; Hypocreales; Hypocreaceae
Exons: 1
Source: RefSeq, a predicted model, not a curated record